AAAAUACUGGAACGUCAGCGUAUAAAAACCAUUGGAGCAAGUCAAACGUGUAAUGCACACUUAGAACCAGACGAGGUCAGCAAAACAAUUCAAUCUUUUUACCGACAUACUGUACAUUCGAUUCUUUGAUCUGCUCCACCCACUAAAUGGCACUCAGUGCUAUUCUAACAUGAGGGAGGCUAUCCAAUGAAAAGUAUCAGUCCCGUCUACAAAACUGUUGCAUGCUGGUCCGAGGCCCCUCAACGCAAAUGUUUUGCUAAGAUAAUGAAGCAAUUUCCAAAUUUCUAGACCCUGAAAAGUUGCUAUCGAGAGACCAGAAAAAAUAUAAUUUGUAAAGAAACAUCAUUAGGUCGAACUAUCCGAAUGCAUUGCAUAUAAUAAACUGUUAUAUUUACUCGGGCGAGAUUUAUAUGGUUUGUAGAGAACUCUUCUGUUAAAGAAAUUGAGAAAACAUGCCUAUCACUCCAUAUUGUCUGGGGAAAGGAAAAUAAACAGUUCCUAUUUGAAGUUUCAAUAAGUGUUUGUUGAAGGGUUCUGCUGAGAUCAAUACGCUGGAAAUGUGUGCAAUGUUUUACAUUUGAUCCGAAAUACUGUACAUCUGACUCCUCCUUUGGAAGUUAGUGUACCUUAUGUGAGCCCUCCCCUCUGCUGGAUUCUCUCCUCUUAUUGUCCACAUCUCAGCCUGAUGACAAACAGUGCACACACCGAGUGGACUUUGGGCACACAUAUUUGGGAUUUUUAAAUGUGUAUGGUCAUAUUUGCCCCGAUUUUUGCCAUUUGUGCGUUUGCAACAUGCGGCGGCUACUAUGGGCACCUCCGGGUUAAAGUGGACUGUGCAGACAGUAGACAGAGUAACAGGAGCAUCAACAUUGAAUUUGGCUAUCCGUUCAGGUUGCAACAAGUGCAUUUCAGGGCUCCGCUAUGUGAAACAAAGAGGGAGGAAAUUCUCUUCCUGGAUGGCGACUUUUCCUCCUCUGCUCAGUUUUUUGUCACCGUGGGUGUGAUCACGUUCCUUUACUCUCUACUGGCAACUGUUGUCUACGUCUUUUACCAGAACAAAUACUUGAAAAACAACAGAGGCCCACCUGUGGACUUUGUGGUGACAGUGAUCUUCUCCCUCAUGUGGCUCGUCAGUAGUUGUUGUUGGGCCAAAGCGCUUUCAGAUAUCAAGACGGCUACCAAGCCUACCAAGGUGCUGCUGCUCAUCCCUGCCUGCUCGGCUCAGGAGAACAAAUGCACAGCCGCCCAGGAACCUCACUGGUCUCGGCUCAACACAUCUGUGGUUUUUGGUUUUAUCAACGUCAUCCUUUGGGCUGGAAACAUUUGGUUUGUCUUUAAAGAGACAGGCUGGUACAAGAUGGGGCAGAGGUAUCCCACCAGGAGCACUUCGGGAAAACGAGAAAUGCGUCAGCGACUCUACAGCGAGAGCAGCUUUGAAAUUCAAGAGGAGAAUUUUGGUCCUCAGCCGUCCAAACACAACCACUUCAACAAGACAAAAGAGGAUUUAGGGAUGCAGGCGUACCGGCAAGGCAGCUUCAACCAAUCACAAAUGAGCCAGGGCCUCCCGCAAACCUAUCUCGGCCAGCCAGUCAUGUAAGACGGUAAAGGAGUGGCCCUGUGAUCAUUUGCAAUGACAAGUCGUUUUGCUUGAUGUUAAAUGGAUUAAUUUGACACUUGUAUUACAGUAAAACUGUUUUGUUUUCAUACAUCGAAAACUUUUGACGUCAUCUUUCCUGACCACUAUGAUUUCAAUCUAAACAACACGCUCCAAAACAAAAAGAGGUGUGAAUAAAUGGAAAAUGUAUGUGGUGGUACUAAGUCAGCUAAUGUGCGUAGUUUAUAUGUUAUUACAGUAUAUAUGUCUGGUAUCGAAAUGUGUUAUCUUUUGAUCCGUACAGAUGUAUAACAAUUGUAUGGAAGAAUAAAAAACAGAGCAAAUGGU
Molecule: messenger RNA, 1942 nt
Organism: Hippocampus comes (tiger tail seahorse)
Lineage: Eukaryota; Metazoa; Chordata; Actinopteri; Syngnathiformes; Syngnathidae
Gene: synprb
Product: synaptoporin b
Exons: 5
Coding region: 743-1597 (284 amino acids)
Cellular component (GO): synaptic vesicle; synaptic vesicle membrane
Source: RefSeq, a predicted model, not a curated record